AUUCACUUCUGGUUCAGGCUUUCUGCAUGCUUCGCCUCGCUCUCUCUCUCUGUCUCUCUCUCUCUCCCCCUCGACUUCGUCGCUGGCAAUGCUCUAUAAAUUAGAUUCUCCGUCCUCGUUCGAUUCUCUGUUUUUAUUAGAAGAUUGACAUCUUUUAUGCAUUUUCUCAUCAUUAACGAGCAUCACUUUUCAAAUCUCGCUCAACAAAGUAAGCAAAUUAGCAUCUGCUAAAGUUGCGUUGUUGAUUUGGGAUCAUUGAGCGAUAAAAACAUAAUGUGGAAGCUGAAGGUCGCGGAGGGAGGGAGUCCGUGGCUGCGGACGGUGAACGAUCAUGUCGGUCGACAGGUUUGGGAGUUCGAUCCUAAGCUCGGAUCGCCCGAGGAUCUGGCCGAGAUCGAGAGAGCUCGUGAAAACUUCUUCCGGAAUCGUUUCGAGAAAAAGCACAGCUCAGAUCUACUCAUGCGUAUUCAGCUUGCCAAAGAGAACCCACAUGGUGCCAUUCUACCCCAAGUCAAGGUAAAAGAAAUAGAAGAUAUUACGGAGGAAAUGGUGACAAGGACAUUAAGAAGGGCUGUAAGUUUCCAUUCAACAAUCCAAGCCCACGAUGGACAUUGGCCAGGUGACUAUGGUGGUCCUAUGUUUCUUAUGCCUGGCUUGGUAAUCACUCUGUCCAUCACUGGAGCGCUAAAUGCAGUUUUAUCUGCAGAACAUAAAAAGGAAAUGUGUCGUUACCUCUACAAUCAUCAGAACAGAGAUGGUGGGUGGGGAUUACACAUCGAGGGACCAAGUACCAUGUUUGGCACUGUCUUAAACUAUGUUACAUUAAGGUUGCUUGGUGAAGGACCUAAUGAUGGAGAAGGAACGAUUGAGAGAGGACGUAAAUGGAUUCUGGACCAUGGUGGUGCUACUGCAAUAACAUCGUGGGGAAAGAUGUGGCUUUCAGUGCUUGGAGCAUUUGAAUGGUCUGGCAAUAAUCCCCUUCCCCCAGAGAUUUGGCUUCUUCCUUACAUGCUUCCUCUCCAUCCAGGAAGGAUGUGGUGUCACUGUAGGAUGGUCUAUUUGCCAAUGUCUUACCUAUAUGGGAAGAGAUUUGUUGGUCCAAUCACGCCAACUGUUUUGUCCUUGAGGAAGGAGCUUUAUACCGUUCCAUAUCAUGAAAUAGAUUGGAAUCAAGCGCGCAAUCUAUGUGCAAAGGAAGAUUUGUACUACCCACAUCCGCUGGUGCAGGAUAUACUCUGGGCAUCUCUUCACAAGCUUGUGGAACCAGUUUUAUUGCACUGGCCUGGAAAAAAAUUGAGAGAAAAGGCUCUUUGCACCGCGAUCGAGCACAUACACUACGAAGAUGAGAAUACUCGUUAUCUUUGCAUAGGACCUGUAAAUAAGGUGUUAAAUAUGCUCUGUUGUUGGGUGGAAGAUCCAAAUUCAGAGGCUUUUAAGAUGCAUCUUCCAAGACUAUACGACUAUUUUUGGAUAGCUGAAGAUGGCAUGAAAAUACAGGGUUAUAAUGGAAGUCAAUUGUGGGAUACUGCUUUUGCUGUUCAAGCAAUUAUUUCAACCAACCUUUUUGAAGAGUAUGGUAAAGCUCUUGAAAAAGCACAUAUGUACAUAAAAAAAUCGCAGGUUCUAGAAGAUUGUCCAGGUGAUCUUGAUUUUUGGUAUCGCCAUAUAUCCAAAGGCGCUUGGCCUUUCUCAUCAGCUGAUCAUGGAUGGCCCAUCUCAGACUGCACAGCAGAAGGAUUGAAAGCUGCUCUUUUAUUAUCUAAAAUCUCCCCAGCCAUUGUUGGUGAACCAUUAGAUGCAAAGCAAUUUUAUGAUGCUGUAAACGUCAUUCUCUCAUUACAGAAUGCGGAUGGUGGCUUUGCGACGUAUGAGCUCACAAGAUCCUAUAGUUGGUUAGAGUUGAUCAACCCCGCAGAGACCUUUGGGGACAUUGUAAUUGAUUAUCCAUAUGUGGAGUGUACCUCGGCAGCAAUUCAAGCUUUGGUAUCAUUUAAGAAAUCAUAUCCCAAGCAUCGGCAAGAAGAAAUAGAGCUGUGUAUCAAAAAGGCUGUUACGUUCCUUGAAAAGAUACAAGCAUCAGAUGGUUCAUGGUAUGGUUCUUGGGGUGUUUGCUUCACCUAUGGUACAUGGUUUGGAGUGAAAGGGCUGGUAGCUGCUGGAAAAAACUUCAAUAAUUGCUCCAGCAUUCGUAAAGCUUGUGAUUUUCUUCUGUCUAAGCAGCUUCCUUCAGGUGGCUGGGGAGAGAGUUAUCUUUCAUGUCAAAACAAGGUGUAUACGAAUUUAGAGGGCAACCGAUCUCAUGUUGUAAAUACCGGAUGGGCUAUGUUGGCACUUAUAGAUGCUGGACAGGAUGAGAGAGACCCAACACCGCUGCACCGCGGAGCUAGGGUUUUGAUAAAUUCUCAAAUGGAGAAUGGAGACUUUCCUCAAGAGGAAAUCAUGGGGGUCUUCAACAGGAAUUGUAUGAUCACCUAUGCCGCCUACCGGAACAUUUUUCCUAUUUGGGCAUUGGGCGAAUACCGCAGUCGGGUACUGCAGGCUCCCUAAAC
Messenger RNA from Juglans regia (Persian walnut), 2549 nucleotides. RefSeq names its product cycloartenol synthase 2. Gene Ontology annotation, biological process: triterpenoid biosynthetic process. Gene Ontology annotation, cellular component: lipid droplet. The transcript has 19 exons. The record is from RefSeq and is a predicted model, not a curated record. Bases 274 to 2547 code for a protein of 757 amino acids. Gene Ontology annotation, molecular function: intramolecular transferase activity. NCBI's taxonomy places the organism in Eukaryota, Viridiplantae, Streptophyta, Magnoliopsida, Fagales, Juglandaceae.